AGGCAUGAGCUCCCUCUCAAUUCCUUCAAAUUUUCUCAAAAGCUUCAUCAACUUUAAUGUUCAUAGAAAGAAAUAACCAAACAUGAAAUACAACAACCCAAUCACCGUUUUCCUCUUCCUCUCCCUAUCAUUCCUCCCUUCCAUGCAAAACAAACUCACUCCCGAUUACUACAAAAAAACCUGCCCCACCUUCCUCGACACCGUCCGAAGAAUCGUUAACGAAAAGCAGCAUAACACGCCCUCCACCGCCGCCGCCACCCUCCGCCUCCUCUUCCACGACUGCAUGGUCGGCGGCUGCGACGCCUCCAUCCUCGUCACCUCCAAUGCCUACAACAAGGCCGAGCGCGACCACACCGUCAACCUCCCCCUCUCCGGGGACGGCUUCGACGCCGUCUUGCGGGUCAAGAACGUCCUCGAGCUGGAAUGCCCCAACGUCGUCUCGUGCGCCGACAUCCUCGCUGCUUCCGCCGGCGAACUGGUGGCGAACUCCGGCGGCCCCACCUUGACUGUCCAAUUCGGGCGAAAAGACUCCCUGGAAUCCAAAAUCUCCAGCUCUGAAAACCAGUUCCCAUUACCGAACAUGACUAUGUCCCAAGUGAUCACCCUCUUCACCAAAAAAGGGUUCUCUGUGCAGGAAAUGGUGGCCCUGAUCGGUGCACACACCAUAGGGAUGUCCCACUGCGACCAGUUCGCCCACAGGCUCUUCGGCUUCAGCAAAACUUCGGAAACUGAUCCCGCCUAUAGUCCCGAGUACGCGGCGGGGCUGAGGAAGCUAUGUGAGAACUACACGAAGGACUCUAACAUGGCGGCUUACAACGACGUGAUAACUCCGGUUAAGUUCGACAACAUGUAUUUCAAGAACUUGCGGCGAGGGUUGGGGUUGCUGGCCACUGACUCCGCCCUCUUCACUGAUCCCCGGACGAAGCCCUUCGUUGAAACCUAUGCCGAUGAUGAAGGGAAGUUCUUUCAGGACUUCUCUCGCGCCAUCGAAAAGCUCAGCGCCUUGGACGUUAAAACUGGAAAGGAAGGAGAGGUGCGGAGCAGAUGUGAUUCUUUCAACUCGCUUAAUUGA
This is a messenger RNA of Vigna umbellata (rice bean), 1072 nucleotides long. The record is from RefSeq and is a predicted model, not a curated record. Lineage: Eukaryota; Viridiplantae; Streptophyta; Magnoliopsida; Fabales; Fabaceae.